AUGGCGCGCGAACACGAGGAUGUGCUAGAAUUGGACGUCUUGGUGGUGGGCGCAGGCUUCUCCGGCAUUUACACACUCCACAGACUUCGAAAUGAGCUUGGCCUCAAUGUGAAAAUAAUCGAUGCCGGUUCCAACCUUGGAGGAACCUGGCAUUGGAACACCUACCCGGGCGCUCGGGUUGACUGUCCAGCUCCGACCUACGCAUUUGGUAUCGAAGAAAUUUGGAAGACUUGGAAAUGGUCCCAGCGAUACCCAGCUCAGAAGGAGUUUGAGGCUUAUUUUGAUCACGUUGAUAAGGUUCUUUCAAUUCGUAAGGACUGCAUCUUCAACUCUCGUGUGGUUUCUGCGUCGUUCGACCCAGCAACUGCGAAAUGGGCAAUUGAAACCGAUGAUGGGAGGAAGAUCAAGACUCAGUAUUUCGUGCCGGCCGUUGGCUUUGCUGCAAAGCAGCACAUUCCCGCGUGGAAGGGCCUUGAGUCCUUCCAGGGUGUCAUACACCACUCAUCCCUUUGGCCCAGAGAGCAUGUGGAUGUGCGAGGAAAGCGUGUCGCAGUCAUAGGUACUGGCUCAACUGGUGUCCAGAUUAUUCAGGAAUGGGCAAAAGAAGCCGCUGAAACCACCGUCUUUCAGAGAACCCCAAACUUCUGUCUGCCGAUGGACCAGGAGACUUUCGAUGAAGCCAGCCAAGAUGCAAUGCUGGCCGACACGGAAGCAGAGUUUGCGCGCUGUCAAACUACCGUGCAAGGACUGUCACGUCCUUCACCAACCAAAUCUUACUCUGAGAUGUCAGCUGAAGAAUGUGAUCAGAUUCUGAACGAGUAUUAUGACAAAGGUGGUUUCCGACUUUGGAGCGGCGCAUACAAUGACUUGCUUGUGAACCCUGAAGCGAAUCGCGCGACUUAUGAUCUUUGGGCAAAGAGAACACGCGCACGUAUUGAUGACCCAGUCAAGCGUGACCUUUUGGCUCCCUUAGAGCCACCUCAUCCGUUCGGUACCAAGCGUCCCUCAUUGGAGCAGGGGUAUUUCGAACAAUUCAACAAGCCAAAUGUCCAUCUCGUGGAUACAAACACACACCCAGUCAUUGAAAUUACCCCCAGCGGCAUUGUGACUAGUGAUAACAAGACCUAUGAGGUCGACAUCAUCGCUAUCGCGACUGGAUUUGAUGCCGGCACCGGCAGUCUUUCCACCAUGGGUAUUCGUGACCUCCAAGGGGUUGACCUUGGUGAGCGAUGGCGCGAGGGCGUCACGACUUUCCUUGGUCUGACAGUCCCUGGCUUCCCCAACAUGUUCCUCCCCUACUCUGUGCAGGCACCGACGCCAUUUUCGAAUGGACCUAUCUUCAUCGAGCACCAGGCAAACUUCAUCCGCGACAUCAUCAAGAAGAUGAAAGCCGAAGAUCUGCGGACCAUUGAUCCUCAGCCUGCGGCUGCCCAAGCUUGGAGAGAUCAGAUCGUGGCAGUCUCGAAGAUGACUCUCUUCCCCCAGGCAAAAUCCUGGUACAUGGGGGCUAACAUCCCUGGAAAGCCGGUUGAGCUGCUUUACUUCAUAGCUGGAGUUCCUACCUAUCGAGCCGCGUGCGAGGACUCCAUUGGGGAGAAGUUCCAGGGGUUGUUUAUUUGUCAGAAAUAG
Penicillium salamii is the source of this 1629-nucleotide messenger RNA. The record is from the annotation of a GenBank genome assembly. Lineage: Eukaryota; Fungi; Ascomycota; Eurotiomycetes; Eurotiales; Aspergillaceae.